Molecule: messenger RNA, 3108 nt
Organism: Mycena indigotica
Lineage: Eukaryota; Fungi; Basidiomycota; Agaricomycetes; Agaricales; Mycenaceae
Product: AP-1 complex subunit gamma
Exons: 19
Coding region: 1-3108 (1035 amino acids)
Biological process (GO): intracellular protein transport; receptor-mediated endocytosis; Golgi to vacuole transport
Cellular component (GO): membrane coat; AP-1 adaptor complex
Molecular function (GO): clathrin-cargo adaptor activity
Source: RefSeq, a predicted model, not a curated record
AUGAUACCAAUUCUUCGCAACAGGCACGAAAAGGUGCAAGAAGCUUCGAUCAACUUGAUUGGUCGUAUCGCGGAUCGCGGGGCUGAGUUUGUGCCAGCUCGUGAAUGGAUGCCCAUUUGCUUCGAGUUGCUGGAUCUCCUCAAGGCCCACAAAAAGGGCAUUCAUCGAGCAGCCGUCAACACAUUUGGCUAUAUCGCCAAAAGUUUGGGGCCUCAAGAUGUCUUGUCCGUUUUGCUGACCAAUCUUCGCGUCCAAGAGCGCCAGAGCCGUGUAUGCAGCACAGUUGCAAUUGCGAUUGUCGCAGAAACGUGUGGUCCUUUCACCUGCAUCGAUGCCUUUUUGAACGAAUAUCGAACAGCCGAGCUCAAUGUUCGGACAGGCUGUCUAACAGCCCUUUCUUUCGUCUUCGAAUAUGUUGGACCACAGUCAGCCUAUUACCGUGAUUCAGUCGUCACAAUGCUUGAGGACGCACUCACCAACCGUGAUCUGGUUCACCGACAAACAGCAAGCACCAUUGUCAAACACCUUGCUCUUGGUGUUGCUGGAUUAGGUUGCGAAGACUCAAUGAUGCAUUUGAUGAACUUGGUUUGGCCGAAUUGCUUUUCGAAACGUCGCCCCGUGUUAUCGGUGCAGUCGUGGACGCUAUUGAGGGUCUCUUCCAUCCUGCCAGAGAGGUUUAUUGGCGCAUCUAUAACGUGCUCUAUCUCGGGAGCAGCUGACGCCUUGGUUCCUUUCUAUCCUGACCUUGUCCCGACUCCAGCCCUCAUCAAAGGCAUCCGCGCCUGCAAAGUAACCGUGGCCGAUGAGCACGCUCUCAUCCAGCAGGAAUCUGCAGCAAUACGGACGUCAUUCAAGGAAGAGGACUCGUUUGCGCGACACAACAAUGAUAUCGCGAAACUCCUCUACAUCCAUAUGCUUGGGUCACCUGCUCACUUUGGGCAGAUACUAGAGUGCUUAAGGCUGGUCGCCAGUCCACGUUUUGCCGACAAACGGUUAGGAUAUUUGGGGAUCAUGUUGCUUUUGGAUAAGAGCCAGGAGACUCUGACAUUGGUCACCAACUCGUUGAAAAACGACAUGAAUCACUCCAACGCGUAUGUUGUUGGGCUGGCCCUAUGCACAUUCGCAAACAUAGCAUCGGAGGAGAUGUCAAGAGACCUGGCAAAUGAAAUCGAGAAACUUUUGGGCUCAAGCAGCACUUACAUUCGCAAGAAGGCGGCACUGUGCGCGCUUCGUGUGAUCAAGAAAGUCCCGGAACUCACCAACCACUUUAUUUCCAAAGCAAAGAACUUAUUGACCGACCGAAAUCACGGCGUCCUGCUGUCUUCAAUAACACUCGUCACUGAAAUGUGCCAUUCAGAGCCUGUGAUACGGGACGAGUUCCGAAACGCCGUACCUCUUCUCGUUCGCAACCUCAAGUCUCUUGUAACGACAGGCUAUAGUCCAGAGCACGACGUUUCAGGCAUCACAGACCCCUUCUUACAAGUUGCGACCAACACUGACUCCACGAAGAAUGUUGGCAACUCGAUUCUUUACGAGACCGUUCUCACUGUUCUGGAUAUCGAAGCCGACACUGGACUGCGCGUCGUUGCUAUCAACAUUUUGGGAAAGUUUUUGAGCAAUCGGGAUAACAACAUUCGUUAUGUUGCGCUGAACACGCUGAAUAAGGUGGUUUCAUUGGACACCAACGCCGUAUACAAAGGCAUUGCAACAUUAUUCUGGACUGCUUGCGAGAUGGCGACAUAUCGAUCAGGCGGCGAGCUCUGGAGCUAUCUUAUGCUCUCAUUAAUGAAGGCAAUGUCCGCGUGCUUGUUCAAGAAUUGCUCGCCUUCCUUGAAAACGAUUCGCGCCAAACAAACAGUGGCACAUCGACACUGUCCUUUGAUUCCUGCGACUGGCUGGAAACUUCCGCAUACACCAGAACUGCAAGCAUAUACUGCAUCAAAGCUCUAUGUUGCUUUGAUGGCCGAUAUUUCUCAAGAGUCUCUAACCCUCGCUGCAACCUGGGUCAUCGGUGAAUAUAGUGAACUGCUGUUGGAGGGAGGAAUUGUGGACGAGGACCCACGCAAACCUGUCUCGGACAAGCAAUUAAUUGACUUGCUGGUGUCGAUUCUCGAUUCACCAUAUGCCAACCUCCUUAUGCGACAGUUUGUGCUGACUGCAGUCACGAAGAUUUCAUCGCUGCCAGCAGUCGGUGUAACUCAGCAUGAGCGUAUUUCAGAGCUUCUAUUACAAUACGCAACGAGUCCUGAGUUAGAACUGCAACAGCAAGCCAUCGAGUUCGUUAGCCUGUUUAAUCUUGGUCAAGUCAAGAAGGGUGUCUUGGAGAAAAUACCGCCUCCGGAACUGAAAGCUACUGUUAUCGCUGUCGUCAGUGAACAGAAACCAGUUGGCUCAACGAAAGCCACUGUUGUCGACGAUCUUCUGGGUUCGGACGACGCAGUUACUACUAGUCCUGCAACAAACGUCACGAAAAGCAACGAUGAUCUUCUCCGUGCGAGAGGAGACCCUCCUCCCGUUUUCGUGGAUUUAUGCCCAGCCGACUCGGACUUGGCUGCCGCUAUUGCAGCCUAUGACUCCGCUUCCGACCCACAAGGUCUCCAGGCGGAGGGUAUACUGCACGUUCUAGGACUAGCUCAACCGCCUCCUUUGCUGGAAGACAAGCAUCCGAACAUACCCAAAAUCGAAUGGCCGCCCAAAUCCAUACCGAAAACAUACGGUAGCUCAGCCAAAACUUCAGAGUUGGGUUCGCCCAAGCUCAUAUCGACCCAGUCUCCAGAGUUGGAUUCAUUCCGUGGUCGAAUGAUUAACCAGGCUCGCAGUUAUUCCCUCGUCCCAUCCACCAUCGCUCCAUGGCCUUCAAAUUUCGACUCAAAUGGCCCCGUCAGGCACCUGAAAGAUACUGUCAACAAUGUUGGGCCAGAAAGCCAGGAUGGCCAUAACGCGGAUAUCGAACCAGAUCUUGACGGGAUGCAAGGCAAUGUUGCCAGAGGGAUACUGCCCCCGUCGACGGGGAUAACAAUGGCAGUAAAGUUCACUAUCGCGCAAGAUUGCGGCAUCGUGCUCAUCCGUACAUCGCAGGUCGUUGUCAAGGAGAGACUCAAGCUAUAG